UUGUAAGUUUUAAUAAUUCAUCCCCCCUUAUGAUUCUCUUCUCCGAUGACGUUUGUAGCCUUUGUCGGUAUUGAUUUUGGGCGAUUUUAAAAUGGCUGAGAACUAUCCCACAACUUCACUUGAUUACUGGAGAAAGUUCUUCAAUUGUGCAAAUGCUGAUGUCUUCCAAGUGAUCAAAUAUGCUAUCCUUGUUGCUUCGGUCGACUCCCCUGCUGAGUUCUUAUCGUACCGUGAUGAGAUAACGGAGAUUCUAUACGCCCGCUUUCCAAUGCAGUGCUCUAGUGAUCGAGCUGAGCUUCAGACUCCUGAAGAUGUAGUCGAAGAUGAUGAUGAUGAAAGCAGUGAAGAUACUCAAAAGGAGAGUAAUGAAAGAGAGAGAGGUAACAGUGAGGAAUGUGAAGCGACUAUAAGUAAUCAGCAGAGUAUUAGUGAUAGAUCGCAGUUCUCGAAUCUUGAUGAGUUUGAGGCUCUGACAAAUGAGAUUGAGGAGGAACAACAGACUGUUGGUGAGGUGUUGAGGAUCAAAGAGCUGCUCGCUAACUGGAGAGAAGAGUCUGAAAAAGUUCUAUCUGAAUCGUUAAGGAGGCUGCAAUUGAUGGAGCUCUCAAUAGAAACCCUCAGUGCUACAAAAAUUGGGAAGUCCGUGAAAGCUCUGUACAAGCACAAAUCAAAAUCAAUCCGGCAACUUGCCCAGACCCUCGUCAAGGGCUGGAAACUUCUUGUCGAGGAGUGGGUGACUGCUACUACUGUUUCUCAAGAACCGAGCCCUGUCUCUAUUGAACCAUCUCCAGCCAAAGAAGAGUCUCCACUUAUUUCAGAGCUUGAUUUUCCUCCAUUAGAUAUGGGAGCUCUCCUAGCUACACAAACCGCUCCUUUUGAGUUCUCAAAGUUCUUCGAAGGAAUGGAUGAUGAUGGAAAUAUCACAAGCACAGGAAACAAGAGCAAUGUAAGCAGGCCCUCAGUGAAGAAAGACAAUGUAGAGGUCACAAGGCAGGAAGUACCGAAGGCCUCAAAGCCAACAGAUACCACCCAUAAAGCACCAAAGAAUAAGGAAGACAAACAUCCUGUAUCAGAAAGCAAUACCCAGCGAAGGCAAAAGUCUCAAGAACAUUCUAGAGAGUUCCGGAAUCAAGAAGCAGGAUUUAGAGUAUCAAAGCCUAUUGAUGCUUCUCAUAAGACAUCAAAACCUUCAGAAAGAGGUACUGCUCAUAAUAACACUCAGCAGAGGCAAAAACCUUCAGGGGUUCCAUCAAAGCCCUGCACUUUUAAGAAAGAUGCAUUAAAGGAGUCUGAGGAAUCAGAUUAUAGAAUUAAGCUGGAAGUUGCAAAGAGAAAGCUUCAAGAUCGGUAUCAAGAAGUGCAGGAUGCGAAGAGGCAGCGGACGAUUCAGGUGAUGGAGCUCAAAGAUCUGCCGAGGCAAAGCCAAAACAAGAUUCAACAGCCUGUGAUAAAGCGUGGCAAAUUUUUCAAUAGAAGUGCAAACAAGAAGUCUAAAUACCAAGAGGACCUCCAUUUUUUUUGUGGCCAAUUGGUAGAAGGAUCGAUACUUGUACAAUUAGAAAGAGAGACAUUAGUUGAAAUUGCUGGAACAUAUACAAAAUAUGGAGCCUGGUAUAAUUUUGCCAGGCCAAAAUUUGAUGCGUCUGACAUUAUUAUUUUUGCAGAACCGAGCCCUGUCUCUAUUGAACCAUCUCCAGCCAAAGAAGAGUCUCCACUUAUUUCAGAGCUUGAUUUUCCUCCAUUAGAUAUGGGAGCUCUCCUAGCUACACAAACCGCUCCUUUUGAGUUCUCAAAGUUCUUCGAAGGAAUGGAUGAUGAUGGAAAUAUCACAAGCACAGGAAACAAGAGCAAUGUAAGCAGGCCCUCAGUGAAGAAAGACAAUGUAGAGGUCACAAGGCAGGAAGUACCGAAGGCCUCAAAGCCAACAGAUACCACCCAUAAAGCACCAAAGAAUAAGGAAGACAAACAUCCUGUAUCAGAAAGCAAUACCCAGCGAAGGCAAAAGUCUCAAGAACAUUCUAGAGAGUUCCGGAAUCAAGAAGCAGGAUUUAGAGUAUCAAAGCCUAUUGAUGCUUCUCAUAAGACAUCAAAACCUUCAGAAAGAGGUACUGCUCAUAAUAACACUCAGCAGAGGCAAAAACCUUCAGGGGUUCCAUCAAAGCCCUGCACUUUUAAGAAAGAUGCAUUAAAGGAGUCUGAGGAAUCAGAUUAUAGAAUUAAGCUGGAAGUUGCAAAGAGAAAGCUUCAAGAUCGGUAUCAAGAAGUGCAGGAUGCGAAGAGGCAGCGGACGAUUCAGGUGAUGGAGCUCAAAGAUCUGCCGAGGCAAAGCCAAAACAAGAUUCAACAGCCUGUGAUAAAGCGUGGCAAAUUUUUCAAUAGAAGUGCAAACAAGAAGUCUAAAUAAGCAUAUAACAUUCUGUGAUUUUUGCAUAACAUUCUGUGAUUUUUGCAUAAAUGCAGCCAAGAGGACCUCCAUUUUUUUUGUGGCCAAUUGGUAGAAGGAUCGAUACUUGUACAAUUAGAAAGAGAGACAUUAGUUGAAAUUGCUGGAACAUAUACAAAAUAUGGAGCCUGGUAUAAUUUUGCCAGGCCAAAAUUUGAUGCGUCUGACAUUGUAUAUAUGAUUUUAUGUUGCCAUUAAUACAUUCCUUCUUUGUUCA
Asparagus officinalis (garden asparagus) is the source of this 2660-nucleotide messenger RNA. RefSeq names its product probable mediator of RNA polymerase II transcription subunit 26b. NCBI's taxonomy places the organism in Eukaryota, Viridiplantae, Streptophyta, Magnoliopsida, Asparagales, Asparagaceae. Bases 92 to 2404 code for a protein of 770 amino acids. Gene Ontology annotation, cellular component: nucleus. The record is from RefSeq and is a predicted model, not a curated record. The transcript has 16 exons.